GCCGCCACCUUUGGACGUGUUGUCUUCACUCUCUGAUCUGAAUUGUUGAAAUGAGCAGUCGGAAGUCAAAAAACAACAACCUGAAAUAUGGAGAGUGUAUUUCACAGGUACAAAGAAUUUUUCGUGCAAGAUUUUGUCACCAGAUUCCAAAGGGUAACCUGUUUGGAGUACAGACACAGUACAAACUCUUAAUUGAUCUGCUAAAACGAACAGCUAUCCAUGGAGAAAGUAAUUCUGCAUUAAUUAUUGGACCUAGAGGAUCAGGAAAAACCAUGAUAUUAAAUCAAGCUUUGGAAGAACUUAUGGAAAUAAAACAAGUGAGAGAAAAUGUUUUGCAAGUUCACCUAAAUGGAUUGCUGCAGACUAGUGAUAAAAUUGCUCUAAAGGAAAUUACAAAGCAAUUAUGUCUGGAAAAUGUAGUUGGAGAUAAAAUUUUUGGAUCCUUUGCAGAAAAUCUUUCUUUUCUUCUGGAAGCUUUAAAAAAAGGUGACCGGACUAGCUCUUGUCCUGUGAUCUUCAUCUUGGAUGAAUUUGAUCUCUUUGCACAUCAUAAAAACCAAACACUUCUCUAUAACCUUUUUGACAUAUCUCAGUCAGCACAGACUCCGGUUGCUGUUAUUGGCCUUACAUGUAGAUUGGAUAUUCUGGAACUCCUAGAAAAGAGAGUGAAGUCACGAUUUUCUCACCGGCAGAUACAUUUAAUGAAUUCCUUUAGUUUCUCACAAUAUCUUAAAAUAUUUAAAGAACAAUUAACACUACCUGAGGGAUUUUAUGACAAGCACUUUACUGAGAAAUGGAAUGAAACAAUUCAGUGUCUCUCAGAAGACAAGAAUGUGAAAGAAGUUCUGCUAAAACAUUUCCAUGCAAGCAAAGACCUUCGAUCACUACAUAUGUUACUGAUGCUUGCCUUAAGUCACAUAACACCAUCUCGCCCGUUUAUUAUUCCAACAGACCUGGUGGAGGCAAACCAUUUGUGUAGUAUGGACUCUAAAGGAAAUAUUGUACAUGGUCUUUCGGUGUUAGAAAUCUGUCUUCUUAUAGCAAUGAAGCAUUUAAAUGAUAUUUAUCAGGAUGAGCCUUUUAACUUUCAGAUGGUCUAUAAUGAAUUUCAGAAGUUUAUCCAAAGGAAGGCCCAUUCAGUUUAUAAUUUUGAAAAACCUGUUGUUAUGAAGGCAUUUGAACACUUACAGCAACUAGAAUUAGUAAAAGCAGUGGAGAGAACGUCAGUAAAUACACAGAGAGAAUUCCAACUGGUAAAAUUGCUUUUGGACAAUAAUCAAAUUAUGGAUGCUCUACAAAAGUACCCAAACUGCCCUACAGAUGUUAGGCAGUGGGCAGCCUCUUCACUGAGCUGGUUGUGAAUUUGACCAGGGUUGUAUAAGUUUACACUAUGAAUUAUAAAAUUUCUUGUAUGAGACAGCAUUUUCUCUAAGAUGUGUUGGCAAGCCCCUCCUUAAAAUUUAAGAUUAUAGAAACAUAAGUUGUUCCUUAAACAUGUAAGACAAGUUUAUAGGUCAUCUUUGUGCAUUUAACUUUCUAAACUGUUGAAACAACUUUGCAUUUUGAUGUUCGCUACAAAUGAUUUUUGUUAUAUUUCUAUUCAGCGUUUAUAAUUCUGUUUGGCUUGGUGCUUCUUUGUGCAUUCAAGAAACAGGUUUUUAGAAAAGAAUAAAAUUUAAUCAUCUUA
Molecule: messenger RNA, 1687 nt
Organism: Gracilinanus agilis (Agile Gracile Mouse Opossum)
Lineage: Eukaryota; Metazoa; Chordata; Mammalia; Didelphimorphia; Didelphidae
Gene: ORC4
Product: origin recognition complex subunit 4
Exons: 14
Coding region: 51-1361 (436 amino acids)
Biological process (GO): DNA replication; DNA replication initiation
Cellular component (GO): nuclear origin of replication recognition complex; nucleus
Molecular function (GO): DNA replication origin binding
Source: RefSeq, a predicted model, not a curated record